GCAGUACUGAACACCGCGCAGAGACGGAGACAAUCAUUUUUGUUCAUUUCUUUGUGAAUUUCUGCAGUAGAAAACUGUCACAAUGUUUCUGUGUGGAGGUCUUUCCGAGGCACAGGAAGCUGGCGAAAAUAUUCAGAAGAUCUGUGACAACGUGAAGCCUGAUGUACAGAAGAAAGCAGGGAAGAACUAUGAAGUUUUCACAGCCGUGUUGUAUGAGACCCAGGUUGUAGCUGGGACCAACUACUAUAUUAAGGUCCAUGUAGGAGGAGAAAACUACGUUCACCUCCGUGUUUUCGAAAACCUCCCAUGUUAUGGAGGAGGCCUUGAGCUGAGUGACAUGCAACAAUCCAAGAGCUACAAUGACCCUAUUGAGCCCUUCUAAUAGGAUGACAAACAAAGCAAAGCAUCCCAUCAGUGUCUACAGGCUGCACUCUCAUUUUAAUCAGUUAAUAUCACAUUGUUUUGCCUCUUUAUCUUAAACAUUGUUACCCAGUGCUAACAUGUUAUAACAUACUGUAUACAUCAUGCAGAUCAUGAUGAUAGUAUGUCAACAUGGGACUGUUUUGUACAAGGUGAAUUAAAAAUAAUUAUAUAAUAA
Messenger RNA from Toxotes jaculatrix (banded archerfish), 598 nucleotides. Its product is annotated as cystatin-B-like. Lineage: Eukaryota; Metazoa; Chordata; Actinopteri; Toxotidae. The coding region runs from base 83 to 382 and encodes 99 amino acids. Gene Ontology annotation, molecular function: cysteine-type endopeptidase inhibitor activity. The record is from RefSeq and is a predicted model, not a curated record. Gene Ontology annotation, cellular component: cytosol. The transcript has 3 exons.